CAUUUAAAGAACAUUCAAUGCUAUGAACAACAUAUAUGGACCAAGAGAUGGUAAGGAGGCUUGUUGGAGUGGCCCAUGUGAGAAAUGGAUUCCAACUUAAGGUGCGGAUGGGGUGGUGGUAGUGAAUGGAUUCUAUGGAUUCCCUAUCUCACUGGUCGCUACUCAGUAUCCUUUGCUGAUUUCUCCAGGUCUUGGAUGUCAGACUUCAUCUCUAGCUGUGUUCUUCCCUGGGUGAUCUGAUCCAAUCCCAUGAUUUUGAAUAUGAUCAGCAUUUUAGUCCUGAAUAUUUCUAGGUCCCAAACCUCUCAAAACUCAUAUUCAACAUCUUGAUAUGAAUUUCUCAAUAUUCCAAGUCAACUCCUCGAUUACCCAACACCAGUUGUUCAUUCAUCCAGUUGCUCAGAGCAAAUGUUUUGGGUGCCAUCUUCAAUGUACUUUUAUAACCUGCAUCUAAUCCUUAAGUGAGUCCACGUGGUUCUAACUUGAAUAUCCAGAGUUAUCUAAUACUUCUAACCACUACCACGACUACCAUCCUAGCACAGGUGACAACAAUAGCUUAUAAUUGUUCUCCUUUUUUCUACCUUUGCCUUCCUGUGAUUUAGUUUUUGCAUAACAGGAAGCCUUUUAAGAGGGCAAAGCAGAUUUUCUCAUUUCCCUGUCCCCCACAAACUCCAGUGGUUUCUCAUCAUGACGAGAAUUAAAUUCUAAAUCUGGUCCUUCACUUGCCCACUGCUUUGGCCACACUGACUGCUUUGCCAGGACUCCCCCAUCUUGGAGCUGUUGUAUGUACAUCUUUGGCAUGGGGAAGUUUUUCACUCAUAUUCUCAGGGCUCAUUCUUUCUAAAUUUCAGGUCCUUGUUCCAUCCAGUGUCACCCCGUCAGAGGCCUUCAGUGUUCGUUUCUAAAGUAGUACCCUUAGUCACUUUACUCACUGGAUACUUUUGCUUAAUAGCAUUUAAAACUUAACCUAGAAUCAACCACGAGGGGCAGGAACAUUUUGGUCACUAUCCCUAGUGAGCAGAAUAGUGCAUGGGCAUAUUCACAUUUUGCUGAAUGAACUAAAAAAUAAUUUCAUGAUGGAUGUUGGAUUAAAUGGGUAGUGCUGCUGAUGACAUUAAAAUUAGAAGUGUGUAUCUGGGGAAGGGGUUUGGAUUCAGACAUUUGCGGUAUCCAGGAGGAAACAUCAAGCAGUUGAUAAUGUUUUUUGAAGUUCAGCGAUCUGCCCCAAAGUCAAGAAUGCAACACUAUGUAUAGGUUGUCCCUGUAGUCAUGUUCUUGGAGUUCACUGGAAGCCCAGGGGGAGUAAUUUCAUUUGACGACCAUAUACAGGCCUAAUGGGAGCCUGCAAAGUACAGCGGCCGCCGUCAUGGGUAGAUUACAGGAUUCCCAUCUGUAAGGUCAGUACUGUGGGGGUGGAGGGCCAAGCGAAACCAAUAAAAUAGGUCUGUUGGCCGAGUUUCCUCAACUUAACGGGGAUCGGUUAAAUUGAACACAAAUCGUUGGAUCCGUCGCGUCUCGCGUAACCAGGCUGACGCUGAAAACCCUGGACCUACGUGGGCAGGCCCUGGGGUGCGGACAUCUAUUUUGCCCUUCUUAGCCAAGGUACUUUAGCCGGGGUAUGAAAAGUGAAGAGGCAAACCGCAGCCAACACCCCAGCUACCGCGAGCAGUGGGACUAAAAUGCGCAACCGCAGUGGACAUCUAGGCCUCAGCUCCGCUUCUGGUGGCUUACGUCAUUACUCAGCGACAGCCUUGAGGAAGGUCCCUUCUCGCUCGCCAUCUCUGCGACUUUAAUGCGCUUGCGCACGUGCUGUCUACCAGUUCCUGAGAGGGACGCGUGCCGCGGAGCCAGGCUUACUACGUGACCCGGCCACCAGGCAUACGCUAGGGGCCGUCAGCUGUGCCUUCUCUUUCGGAGUUGUUCCGUGCUCCCACGUGCUUCCCCUUCUCCACUGGCUGGGAUCCCCCGGGCUCGGGGCGCAGUAAUAAUUUUUCACCAUGCAUCGGAAAAAGGUGGAUAACCGAAUCCGGAUUCUCAUUGAGAAUGGAGUAGCUGAGCGGCAAAGAUCUCUCUUUGUUGUAGUUGGGGAUCGAGGAAAAGAUCAGGUGGUAAUACUUCAUCACAUGUUAUCCAAAGCAACUGUGAAGGCUCGGCCUUCAGUGCUGUGGUGUUAUAAGAAAGAGCUGGGGUUUAGCAGUCACCGGAAGAAAAGAAUGCGACAGCUGCAGAAGAAAAUAAAGAAUGGAACAUUGAACAUAAAGCAGGAUGACCCCUUUGAACUCUUCAUAGCAGCCACAAACAUUCGCUACUGCUACUACAACGAGACCCACAAGAUCCUGGGCAAUACCUUCGGCAUGUGUGUGCUGCAGGAUUUUGAAGCCUUAACUCCAAACUUGCUGGCCAGGACUGUAGAAACAGUGGAAGGUGGUGGGCUAGUGGUCAUCCUCCUACGGACCAUGAACUCACUCAAGCAAUUGUACACAAUGACCAUGGAUGUGCAUUCCAGGUACAGAACUGAGGCCCAUCAGGAUGUGGUGGGAAGAUUUAAUGAAAGGUUUAUUCUGUCUCUGGCCUCUUGUAAGAAGUGUCUCGUCAUUGAUGACCAGCUCAACAUCCUGCCCAUCUCCUCCCACAUUGCCACCAUGGAGGCCCUGCCUCCCCAGACUCCGGAUGAGAGUCUUGGUCCUUCUGAUCUGGAGCUGAGGGAGUUGAAGGAGAGCUUGCAGGACACCCAGCCUGUGGGUGUGUUGGUGGACUGCUGUAAGACUCUAGACCAGGCCAAAGCUGUCUUGAAAUUUAUCGAGGGCAUCUCUGAAAAGACCCUGAGGAGUACUGUUGCACUCACAGCUGCCCGAGGACGGGGAAAAUCUGCAGCCCUGGGAUUGGCAAUUGCUGGGGCGGUGGCAUUUGGGUACUCCAAUAUCUUUGUUACCUCCCCAAGCCCUGAUAACCUCCAUACUCUGUUUGAAUUUGUAUUUAAAGGAUUUGAUGCUCUGCAAUAUCAGGAACAUCUGGAUUAUGAGAUUAUCCAGUCUCUAAAUCCUGAAUUUAACAAAGCAGUGAUCAGAGUGAAUGUAUUUCGAGAACACAGGCAGACUAUUCAGUAUAUACAUCCUGCAGAUGCUGUGAAGCUGGGCCAGGCUGAACUAGUUGUGAUUGAUGAAGCUGCCGCCAUCCCCCUCCCCUUGGUGAAGAGCCUACUUGGCCCUUACCUUGUUUUCAUGGCAUCCACCAUCAACGGCUAUGAGGGCACUGGCCGGUCACUGUCCCUCAAGCUAAUUCAGCAGCUCCGUCAACAGAGCGCCCAGAGCCAGGUCAGCACCACUGCUGAGAAUAAGACCACGACGACAGCCAGAUUGGCAUCAGCGCGGACACUGCAUGAGGUUUCCCUCCAGGAGUCAAUCCGAUACGCCCCUGGGGAUGCAGUGGAGAAGUGGCUGAAUGACUUGCUGUGCCUGGAUUGCCUCAACAUCACUCGGAUAGUCUCAGGCUGCCCCUUGCCUGAAGCUUGUGAACUGUACUAUGUUAAUAGAGAUACCCUCUUUUGCUACCACAAGGCCUCUGAAGUUUUCCUCCAACGGCUUAUGGCCCUCUACGUGGCUUCUCACUACAAGAACUCUCCCAAUGAUCUCCAGAUGCUCUCCGAUGCACCUGCUCACCAUCUCUUCUGCCUUCUGCCUCCCGUGCCCCCCACCCAGAAUGCCCUUCCAGAAGUGCUUGCUGUUAUCCAGGUGUGCCUUGAAGGGGAGAUUUCUCGCCAGUCCAUCUUGAGCAGUCUGUCUCGAGGCAAGAAGGCUUCAGGGGACCUGAUUCCAUGGACAGUGUCAGAACAGUUCCAAGAUCCAGACUUUGGUGGUCUUUCUGGUGGAAGGGUCGUUCGCAUUGCUGUUCACCCAGAUUAUCAAGGGAUGGGCUAUGGCAGCCGUGCUCUGCAGCUGCUGCAGAUGUACUAUGAAGGCAGGUUUCCUUGUCUGGAGGAAAAGGUCCUUGAGACACCACAGGAAAUUCACACCGUAAGCAGCGAGGCUGUCAGCUUGUUGGAAGAGGUCAUCACUCCCCGGAAGGACCUGCCUCCUUUACUCCUCAAAUUGAAUGAGAGGCCUGCCGAGCGCCUGGAUUACCUGGGUGUUUCCUAUGGCUUGACCCCCAGGCUCCUCAAGUUCUGGAAACGAGCUGGAUUUGUUCCUGUUUAUCUGAGACAGACCCCGAAUGACCUGACCGGAGAGCACUCGUGCAUCAUGCUGAAGACUCUCACUGAUGAGGAUGAGGCUGACCAGGGAGGCUGGCUUGCAGCCUUCUGGAAAGAUUUCCGACGGCGGUUCCUAGCCUUGCUCUCCUACCAGUUCAGUACCUUCUCUCCUUCCCUGGCUCUGAACAUCAUUCAGAACAGGAACAUGGGGAAGCCAGCCCAGCCUGCCCUGAGCCGGGAGGAGCUGGAAGCACUCUUCCUCCCCUAUGACCUGAAGCGGCUGGAGAUGUAUUCACGGAAUAUGGUGGACUAUCACCUCAUCAUGGACAUGAUCCCGGCCAUCUCUCGCAUCUAUUUCCUGAACCAGCUGGGGGACCUGGCCCUGUCUGCGGCUCAGUCGGCUCUUCUCUUGGGGAUUGGCCUGCAGCAUAAGUCUGUGGACCAGCUGGAAAAGGAGAUUGAGCUGCCCUCGGGCCAGUUGAUGGGACUUUUCAACCGGAUCAUCCGCAAAGUUGUGAAGCUAUUUAAUGAAGUUCAGGAAAAGGCCAUUGAGGAGCAGAUGGUGGCAGCGAAAGAUGUGGUCAUGGAGCCCACGAUGAAGACCCUCAGUGACGACCUGGAUGAAGCAGCAAAGGAAUUUCAGGAGAAACACAAGAAGGAAGUAGGGAAGCUGAAGAGCAUGGACCUCUCUGAAUACAUAAUCCGUGGGGACGAUGAAGAGUGGAAUGAAGUUUUGAACAAAGCUGGGCCGAACGCCUCGAUCAUCAGCCUGAAAAGUGACAAGAAAAGGAAGUUAGAGGCCAAACAAGAACCCAAACAGAGCAAGAAGUUGAAGAACAGAGAUACAAAGAACAAAAAAGAUAUGAAACUGAAGCGGAAGAAAUAGUGAAGAGAAACUCGGGCAUCUGUGUUUGAUCAUGGGAAGAUACUCUCACUAACUGAACCCUCUCUGGCUGGACUGUUAAAAGCAACGAGAGGCCCUGGCACACCUGGAAGCUGGCCGCGAAUUCGGCCUCUGGGCCUGUGUGUCUGUGAGCUCAACCUGGCUAAAGGCGGAGUCACUCCCAAAUGUGUCUCUUUAGAACUUGAUGGCUGGGCACUGCCAUCUCUAGAAUUGCCAGGAGUCUCUCUCUCCCUGCCCAGUCCGGGGCCCUCCUUUCCUAUAAGUUCAUAUUUUGCUUUGAGCCAGCUUUUUAGUCUCAUUCCCACACAUGUGGAAGCCACGUUGCCUCUCGACUGCCUGAGGCCCUUAAGUACAUCGCUUUCUGGUGGUGCCCAGGAGGCUGUUGCUGGGCCGCUGGGUCUCUCUUUGUGGACUUGUGCCUGGAGCAGGAGGAACUCCAGUCCGUCCCGGCAUCCAUGGCUGCCCGCGGUUAGGUGCGCCAGGGUUUGCUGAUGUUGUCUUGUGCUGUUCCACUCUUGGCUCCAGCAGACCCACUGUCCCAGAAAAGCCUGAGCCUGUAGUUUAUGUAGAAUGCCACAUCUGCGUCCUCAAGACCUGUUUCAUCCAUUUGGGAAAAGAUGUUGGGAAAGGCCACUUUGCUCGCAGGGGUGAGGGGAAGGAUAGAGAAUCUAUUUUUAAUAAAUAACAUUCUAGAAAGA
Messenger RNA from Gorilla gorilla gorilla (western lowland gorilla), 5791 nucleotides. RefSeq names its product N-acetyltransferase 10 (gene NAT10). Gene Ontology annotation, cellular component: nucleolus; 90S preribosome. The record is from RefSeq and is a predicted model, not a curated record. The transcript is spliced from 29 exons. The coding region runs from base 1998 to 5075 and encodes 1025 amino acids. Gene Ontology annotation, biological process: rRNA acetylation involved in maturation of SSU-rRNA. Lineage: Eukaryota; Metazoa; Chordata; Mammalia; Primates; Hominidae. Gene Ontology annotation, molecular function: tRNA binding; ATP binding; 18S rRNA cytidine N-acetyltransferase activity.